Auxenochlorella protothecoides is the source of this 2667-nucleotide messenger RNA. RefSeq lists its product as hypothetical. Lineage: Eukaryota; Viridiplantae; Chlorophyta; Trebouxiophyceae; Chlorellales; Chlorellaceae. The record is from RefSeq and is a predicted model, not a curated record. The transcript has 16 exons. The coding region runs from base 1 to 2667 and encodes 888 amino acids.
AUGCGGGGAAUCACGCUCCCGGGCUUUAGUGCUCACUACCUCCCCGCUCUGCCCACAUGGCAGGUGCUGAUCAAUGAGAUCCUGGCAAGCAACACUGCCGGCCUGAAGGACUCCUCUGGCAAGGCCUCUGAUUGGCUGGAGCUGCGUAACACCGGGUCUUCCACCGAGGAUCUCGGGGGGUAUGUCUUGAGCGACGGCGAGAACAGCUGGACCAUCCCGAGCGGGGUUUCCAUUCCGGCGGGGGGCUACCAGCUCAUAUUUGCGAGUGGAAAGGGCUCAAAGUCUGGUGACGCAGAGGUGCAUGCCAGCUUCAAGAUCGGGGCCCAGGACGCUGCGCUUUCCUUGUCGGACGCCAGCGGCAACGUGGUGUCGGCGGUGCCCUACCCCACCACGCCCACCGACGUCAGCUUCGGGGUGGUCGGGUCUGGUCAGACAGUGCAGGCCUCCUCCGGGGCUGCAGCGGCCCAGUACGCCAUCUUGGCCAGCCCCACCCCCGGGGCGACCAACUCUGCAGCACGCACCGGAUCGCCCAGUGCCGCGGGGACGACUCGGGAUCCAAGCCCCCGCCCCGACGGCUCCAGCGCCAUCGCCAUCCAGACCAGCGCCUUCCCCAGCCAGUCGCCCAUCGCGGGGGUGGACCUGGUGUACACCAUCAACUAUGGCAAGGAGGUGGUGGUGCCCAUGAGGGCCCAGUCCCCAGGGUCAAGUGUUUACGCCGGCAGCAUCCCCGCAUCGGCCGCCGCGGCCGGCACGCUGGUCAGGUGGCACGUCGUGGUCAGGGAUGAGGCCGGGAACGAGGGGCGGGAUCCGGCCCCGCCCGAAACCACUGACCCACAGAACUUUGGGACCAUCGUGGCGGACACGUCGGACUCCACCUCCCUCCCCAUCUUUGAGCUCUUCUGUGCGGAUGCCAACGCGCCCUGGAGCACCGGGCCCGAGAGCGGGGGCCAGGCCCUCACGGGCGGCAAGGGCUACGUCGAUGGCUGCUCCCUCUGGUUCAACGGGACCUACUACGACAAUGUCUCGCUCAGGCGCAAGGGAUCCACGUCCCUGGCUUGGCCCAAACCCAAGAUGAGGGUGUCGGCGGGAAACCAAGGAAAGGUCUUUGCCACCUCAGCGGGCUACAAGGUGAAGAGCUUCUCCCUCAGCGCAAACUGGGCGGAGCCAGGGGAGAACACCUUUACGCGGGAGCCGUUGGUCUGGAAGACGUUCCAGGAGAUGGGAGUGGACUACCUGGAGUCGUACCAGUCCCAUGUCCGCUUCAACGGCGCCUACUUUGGCCGCUUCAUCUACGUGGAGGACUGGACUCCCGAGUCGCUGAAGCGCAACGGCUACGACACCAGUGACAUUGGCUCCCUAUUCAAAUCAGAAAGUGGGGAGUACAGCAACCUGCGCUGGGACCUGCCCAAGGACCAGGUGCCCUUCUACUGGGGCCAGGAUGAGCCCAAGGCGGACGAGUCGGCUCUCCUCCUCGAGCUGACGCGGGGCCUGGCCGGGGCGGGGUCCAAGGAGAGGGAGAACUACCUCUUUGAUGGCCUGAACCUCCCAAAGGUCAUCAACUACAUGGCCGCCCAGACCCUGAUCCUGAACCAGGAUCGCUGCACCAAAAACUACUUUGUGUACCGCGACCGACCCAGCGGCCAGUGGUCCAUGCUGCCCUGGGACGUGGAGUCGGGGUUCGGCAUCGACCGCGGCCUGGGCGGCGUCCCCGCUCCCGACUACUGCAUCCUGGCCUGCGACCAGUGGAACUCGCCGCUCUACUGCGACCGCAACCACGUGCAGGACCUCACCGUGUCCACGCCCUGGACACUCAUCCUCUCCAACUACAGCCUGGGCACCAGCUCCGGGGUGAGCACUGCCGGCAGGCGCCUGCUCCGCUCCGACGUUGUCGACAGGCAGCUGCUGCAGGCGGCGGCUGCCUCUGGCGGCGCGCUGGCCGAGAUCGCUCCCAAUGGCGCUGCGGAGGUGGGGCUCAAGCUGCCGCUCAACUCCACUGUGCCGGCCAACGCCCAGGACGACCAGACCCUCCUGGGCACCCCGCCCACGGGCGCAAACGGGACGUACAACUACAUGCUGGACGCCGUGCUUUCCUUCCCACGUACGCGGAGCAUGUACAUGCGCCGCCUGCGCUCGCUCAUGGACGAGUUCACCAACGGCAGGCUGGAGGGGCUGGUGACCAGCUUCUACGAGCAGGUCAAGGAGGAGGCCACCAGGGACAACGCCAAGUGGGGCAACCCAGGGACCCCGCUGCGCGGAUACCAGUCGCUCACGACGGAGCAGCUCCCCAUUCGCAAGCAACAGCUUUACAACACUUUCGGUGUGGACGGCCCCAUUCCCCUCAUCCCAGAUGCUCAGCCUUCCAGCUACCGCCUGAACCUGGGCUCUGUGAGUGGCGACGCCGGCGGGUACGUGGAGCUGGUCAACCCUAACGACUUUGCCAUCGACCUUUCCGACGCCAAGCUCAGCGGGGCGGCGGAGUUCACUUUUGCUAAAGGCACCACCGUCGCGGCAGGGGACUCGGUGCAUGUGGCAGCCGACGUCGGAGCUUUUGUCAAGGCCAAGGGCGGCGCGGGCCUGUAUGUGGUGGGCCCCUUCUCGGGGUCCAUCCAGGGACCGGCCGCAAGCGUGAGCGUGCAGAGCGCGGGAGGGGACUCCCUGGUAGGCUGA